CUUUGCAGCGACGGCUAUUGGCGUAAAAGAAGCGUCGAUCACUACAACUCGCAAUACUAUUGGUCAAUAUUGGCACACAGGAAGGCAGCACCUGUAAAAGAAGCCGAAGUUGAACUUCGUGGUCUUCUUAGCUUCGUGCAAGGCGACGUCAUAUGGGAAAUAAUACUUAACCUGACAGUUAAAGUUUCUGCAGUCCCCUUCAGCCUGUUACCCACUACUCUCUACCUCACCUUUGGACUAUUAAAGCAACAAGAUGGCGAACAUUGGCAGGCUCUCCACCAAGGAUGCAGUGCUUUUCCUGUGCGACAUGCAGGAGAAGUUUAGACCCAACAUCUUCCAGUUCACCAACAUUGUCAGCAAUGCAGCCAGGCUGCUCCAGGCCAGUCGUAUCCUGGGCAUCCCCCCCAUUUUGACAGAGCAAUAUCCUAAAGGUCUCGGGCCCACAGUACCGGAGCUGGGAGCUGAGGACCUAAAGGCCCAUGCUAAAACUUCAUUCACCAUGAUGAUAGAGGAGGUGCAGAAGGAGCUGGAGGCCCUGGGGAACCCCAAACAAGCCAUACUGUGUGGAAUAGAGGCUCACGCCUGUAUCGCUUGCACAGCUUUUGAUCUGCUCGAGAAGGGGAUAGAGGUUCAUAUUGUAGCUGACGCCGUGUCAUCCAGAAGCCAAACGGAUCGUUUGUUUGCUCUGUCACGACUGAAGCAGAGUGGAGCGUACCUCACCACCACAGAGGCCGUUCUGCUGCAGCUGGUUCAAGAUGCCAAACACCCCAACUUCAAGGAGAUCCAGAAGCUUCUGGCGCAUCCGUCUCCUGACACCGGCCUUCUCGCUUUCUUCAGCGCUCUGUAAAGAGACCCAUGUCCUGUCAAUGUGUCCCACUGUAAAGAGCUGUACCAAUAAAGCGAUGUUGUUACUUUAAA
Messenger RNA from Oreochromis aureus, 918 nucleotides. It is a transcript of the gene isoc2, whose product is annotated as isochorismatase domain containing 2. The record is from RefSeq and is a predicted model, not a curated record. The transcript is spliced from 7 exons. NCBI's taxonomy places the organism in Eukaryota, Metazoa, Chordata, Actinopteri, Cichliformes, Cichlidae. The coding region runs from base 254 to 847 and encodes 197 amino acids. Gene Ontology annotation, cellular component: cytoplasm.